Betta splendens (Siamese fighting fish) is the source of this 755-nucleotide messenger RNA. It is a transcript of the gene ppiab, whose product is annotated as peptidylprolyl isomerase Ab (cyclophilin A). Bases 83 to 580 code for a protein of 165 amino acids. Gene Ontology annotation, biological process: protein folding; protein peptidyl-prolyl isomerization. Lineage: Eukaryota; Metazoa; Chordata; Actinopteri; Anabantiformes; Osphronemidae. Gene Ontology annotation, molecular function: peptidyl-prolyl cis-trans isomerase activity. The record is from RefSeq and is a predicted model, not a curated record. Gene Ontology annotation, cellular component: intracellular membrane-bounded organelle. The transcript has 5 exons.
UCAGCGCUGCACGCAGCCAUAUAAAUAGAGGCGCACAGCGUUUCUGACGCCUUGUCGCAGACUGAGGUGCGCGUCUGUAAACAUGGGGAACCCACGAGUGUUCUUCGACAUCAGCAUUGAUGGCGCCGCCGCCGGAAGGAUCAUCAUGGAGCUUCGGGCUGAUGUGGUCCCAAAGACUGCAGAAAACUUCCGCGCUCUGUGCACCGGAGAGAAAGGCUUCGGUUACCAGGGCUCCACGUUCCAUCGCAUCAUCCCUAAGUUCAUGUGUCAGGGGGGAGACUUCACCAACCACAACGGAACCGGAGGCAAGUCCAUCUACGGAGAGAAGUUCCCUGACGAGAACUUCCAGUUGAAGCAUAUGGGGAUGGGGACGCUGUCCAUGGCCAACGCUGGGCCCAACACCAACGGCUCCCAGUUCUUUAUCUGCACGGCUUCCACCGACUGGCUCAAUGGAAAGCAUGUGGUGUUUGGCAACGUGGUGGACGGCAUCGACGUUGUCAAGGCAAUAGAGAAGCAAGGCACUAAGAGCGGUUCUCCCAAGGCCAAGGUGGUCAUUGCCGACAGUGGGGAACUGAAGUAACUGCUGUCUGUGAAUAUCUGGAGUAUCAGCAGAAAAACAAAAUCAACCUUCUCCAAAAAUGUUCGUCUACUGUCUUUAAUUAUGGUGCAAUAUUUUCUACCUUCCUCUUCGUCCUCUGAGGACGUUUGUUAGCAAAGUAUUAUUAAAAUGUAAAUAAAGGAAGAAAUAAGUCAGA